AUGGAGUCAUCGUAUCUCCAGAAGCAUCUUGGGGCAUGCCUAACUCAAGGUCUUGCAGAAGUGGCAAGAGUUCGCCCGGUGGAUCCGAUAGAAUAUUUAGCACUGUGGAUUUACAAGUAUAAAGAAAAUAUGACUCUGGAAGAACUGAGACAGAAGGAAAUGGCCCAGCUGGAGCGUGAGCGAGAAUUAGCUCUGAUGGAGCAGGAGAUGCUGGAGCGGCUCCGGGCUGAGGAGCUCCUGUUUCAGCAGCAACAGCUGGCGCUCCAGCUGGAGUUGGAAAUGCAAGAAAAGGAGAGACAGAGAAUAGAGGAACUACAGAAAGCUCAGGAACAAUUGGAGAAGGAAAUGAGAAUGGAAAGUAUCGCUAAGGGUGAGGAUAGUUUACGUUCAGAGGAAUCACUACUAGACUCAGGCAAAACCCUAGCUGAAAUUAGUGAUCGAUACGGAGCACCAAAUUUGAGCAGAGUGGAAGAACUUGAUGAACCAAUGCUGUCUGAUGUCGCAUUAAACAUUGAUCAAGAUUUGUAG
Messenger RNA from Lepus europaeus (European hare), 528 nucleotides. It is a transcript of the gene DYDC1, whose product is annotated as DPY30 domain containing 1. The transcript has 6 exons. The record is from RefSeq and is a predicted model, not a curated record. NCBI's taxonomy places the organism in Eukaryota, Metazoa, Chordata, Mammalia, Lagomorpha, Leporidae. Gene Ontology annotation, cellular component: Set1C/COMPASS complex. Bases 1 to 528 code for a protein of 175 amino acids.